CAGCAUUCAUUUACAAAACUUGUGGUCUGUCUAUAUGUUUACAUACAGCGUAGAUUGUGCAUCGCAUCAGAUACAAAGUACUUGUUUACACGACAUGGCUGACAAAGUUUCCUCACAUGGGGAUAACACAGAUGAAAGUGAAUUGUUAAGUGUCCAAAAGAAAAUAAGUGAAACCCAUCUUCAGGCAGACGCAUCUGCCAACCAGGACGAAAAGGACGAACGCAAAAUAACUCAAACAGAUCACUUGAACAAGAAAUUGCUGGGUGCAUUUCUGUCUCGUCUGAACACCGGCGAUAACUCUGUUGCAUUUGGUGCCAAUAAACCGGAGGGAGGCGAAAAUAAGGAAGACCAUUUUGACGAGUCUAACUAAUCACUAUGGCAAGAAACUAUUUUCUAAUUGGCAUAUCGGGUACAACAAACAGUGGAAAAACGACUGCUGUGAAGAAACUAUGUGCGACUUUUCCUGGUGCUACAGCGAUGGGUCAAGACUUCUACUUCCUGGAUCCCUGUGAUGAAAGGCUGGAGAUGGUACCACAACGAGAUCAUGCCAACUGGGAAAAGCUAUCAGCGUUGGACAUGAAGUCAAUGGUGAAUCAUGUUCACAAGUGGAUACAGAACCAACAGACCAAGGGAAGCAACUCAACAAGUUUUCUCUUCAUUGAGGGGAUCCUUAUUUUCAACUACGGUCCACUGGCAAGGUUAUUCGACAAGAAGUAUUUCAUCACCAUUGACAAGCAGACGUGUAAAGAUCGACGGAGUGAGAGAGUCUACAUACCUGCAGAUCCCCCGUGGUAUUUUGAGGAGGUGGUGUGGCCAAUGUAUAACCUGAACCUACAGGAACUGAGAGAACAGAACGACAUAUGUUUUUUGAACGGAGCACAGGACCAUGAAAAACUUGUAAACACAAUACAGGAAGAUAUCAACGUGUUCCUAAACAAAUCCCAAAGCUGAUGUAGACAGCUAUGUGAUAAGCUUAGGGUCUUGGAAGAAGACUAUAACAUCUUUGUGUAUUUUAUGCAAGACAGAGAAGAAGAAUUGUAUUUACAUGGAUUUUAGUUUCAGAGGAAUAUAACCAUGUCUCAGGUAUUUGUUCUACAUUGAGUAUAUUUGUCAGUAGGCUUGACUUCUGUAUCUACCAUUCCACUGAUAACAAACUUUGCUGACUAAUCCGGAAAGAGGGGAAAAAAUUCCUUUAACCUCCAAGAAGAACAAGAUGCAAUGUGAUAUUAAUUAUAGGUGUGGUUAAGUCUCAUGUAAAUGCAAUAGACAUGUUAGAAGCAACUGUAUCUUUAUUCAUACUUGUCUAGGACUCGGAAAUUCGCUAAGCGUUGUUGGUAUAAAAAGUACCUCACUUGCUAACUCUAUUCCUAUUUUAUGCUCGUUCUAUAGACCCAACUUGGUAAGUGGCAGAUGUCAAGUCAUCCUGAUUCAUAGAUGUAUUAUCAAAAGAUAAGACGUUGGGUAUAUCAAGAUUGGUUCCUGAACCCAUCUAUGUUUUAGUGGGAAAUUUGACCAAUAUCGGCGUUGGUUUAUAUUUUUUAAACAUUUACUCAUUUAUCACAAAAGUUUUCAGUAUGUUGACUAUAUGCCACUAAUUCAGGUGUCAGUAUGUAACUAUUCUAUCAAUUGUAACAUGUAUUUUUUGGUUGAAAAAUGUGUUGCACCUUUUAGAGGGAUGAAAUAUGUGUAAGCGUAAAUUCCUGUUCACACAACACUGCUGCACUGGACAUGUACUAAGCGUAAUAUGUUUAUGAUUCACGGUCAUGAUAUGUACAAACAUGUGAUUUUCAAGUUUUCCUGUUGAAAUUCAAAAUCUCUUCCAACCUUGUCCAAUACAUUUUCCAGGGUUAAGGGAGUUACCUGUCCUGGAAGGUGUGUGCGAUAAUGCUUUUUACUGAUAUUCAUGUCAUGAUAUUAGUGAAACCAAGACCAACUGUAUGUUAUAUUUCAAAUUCAUAUCACCAUCGUCAUUUGACGGGGGAAAGGGAGAGAGGGUAGUAAUGUUUCUGUUGUUCGAGGGACUAUGCUCUGUCGUGUUGGGCCUACUUAUAGGCUGUAUUCUGUAAUUAGGUUUUAAUUACUAAUGUAUUUGUGGCUUGUUACUUUGUUACACAACAACAUUAACUGAGGACACAUAUUAUAGUAUGUGGGUUUGCAAUAUUAACAGAACAAAAUGUAUCUGUACAAACAACCUACAUUCCUAACACAUGGUUCUUAGACCUAUGAAGAUCCGGGGUAGAAUAGGUCUUCAGCAACCCAUGCUUGCCGUAAGAGGCGACUAUGCUUGCUAUAAGAGGCGACUAUGCUUGCUAUAAGAGGCGACUACGCUUGUCGUAAGAGGCAACU
Messenger RNA from Haliotis rufescens (red abalone), 2346 nucleotides. Its product is annotated as nicotinamide riboside kinase 1-like. The transcript has 7 exons. The coding region runs from base 376 to 951 and encodes 191 amino acids. The record is from RefSeq and is a predicted model, not a curated record. Lineage: Eukaryota; Metazoa; Mollusca; Gastropoda; Lepetellida; Haliotidae. Gene Ontology annotation, cellular component: cytoplasm.